GUGACUAGUGUGGUGCUGCAGGGAUUGGUGCUAAAGUCCCAGUGAUUCACAAUCUAUGUCAAUGAUUUCGAAUGAGGGGAUCAAGUGUCAUGUUUGUUGAUGAUAGAUGGUACUGUGAGUUAUGAGGAGAAUGCCGAGAGGGAUGUUAAAAAGCUAAGUGAAUGGUGAUGGCAUGGCAGAUGGAAUAUAAUGUGGAAAAAUAUGAGAUCAUCCUCCUUGGUAGAAAAAAAUGAGAAAGGUGGAGUUUUUUUUGUAUGGUGAGAGAUUGAAAGAUGUUGGUAUUCAAGAGACCUGGUUGUCCUUCUAUAUUAAUCACGGAAAGUCAACACCCAGGUACAGCAAGCAAUUGGGAAAGCAACUAAUAUGUUGACUUUCAUUGCAAGAAAAUUUUACAAGGGUGAAGAUGGCUCCUUGGAGCUAUAUAUAGGGCCCUGGUGAGAGUGCAUCUAAUCUAUUGUGCACAGAUAGAAUCAUAGAGUUAUACAGCAUGGAAACAGGCCCUUCAGCCCAGCUCGUCCAUGCUGACCUACCUGAACUGGUCCCAUUUACCUGCAUUUAGCACAUAUCCCUCUAAACCUCUGGUCUCCCUAAGGCUAUACCUGUGAUAGAGGGAGUGCAAUGAAGGUUUACCAGAUUCAUUGAAAGGGAAGCAGGUCUUAUCAUAAUUUUGAAAGGACAAUUGAUUGGAAGGGGAAACAACUAACUGAAUAUGUCUUUCGAUAGUCCAAAUGGCACCUUCCAAUGUUGUAUAAUUAUCCUGUCGAGGUAAUCUGCAGUUUGGCUGCUUUGCACAUUCAAAUCAGCCACCAGGGGGAUCGCUGUUCAACAGAACAGGGAACUUUCAUUCCCGUACUGCGGCGGCGGGUCUUUAUCUCUCUGUCCAGCUCACAGCUGAAUGGAACUUACUUCUGGGGGAAGCUGUGCGAGCGAAUUCUUCCUCCAGUUUAAAAUCAGCGUUGCAAAGGGAAAGCAAAAUAUUCCGGAGAAGUGAAGCGGGCCACACAGCAAGAAACGUGCUGAUCCUGUACAUUGUAUCAAUGAAGAAGCUUGAUGUCGUGAUAAGCUGCAGAUGACUUGUAGCCCUAUUGCCAAGGAAGAUGAGUUCCACUGCAGAAACCAGAAAUACCGCCGUUAGACAAAAUGGGCACAGUGGUGAAGGUAACUUGCGAGAGAAGAUUUACAAGAAGACUCCAUCAUCUGCACUUCAAGGAUCUAUCCAACUUGGUAUAGGAUAUGCUGUUGGAAACCUUACGUCAAAACCAGAACGAGAUGUGCUCAUGCAAGAUUUCUAUGUUGUGGAAAGUGUCUUUCUACCAAGUGAAGGAAGCAAUCUUACACCUGCACAUCGAUAUCCUGACUUUAGAUUCAAGACAUACGCUCCAUUGGCUUUCCGUUAUUUCCGGGAACUUUUUCAUAUAAAGCCUGAUGAUUAUUUGUAUUCCUUAUGCAAUGAACCACUGAUUGAGCUUUCCAAUCCUGGUGCAAGCGGGUCCUUAUUUUAUGUCACAAGUGACGAUGAAUUCAUCAUCAAAACUGUGCAGCACAAGGAGGCAGAAUUCUUGCAGAAGCUGUUACCAGGGUACUAUAUGAAUUUAAACCAGAACCCAAGGACGCUGUUGCCAAAGUUUUAUGGAUUGUACUGCAUGCAGUCGGGAGGUACUAACAUAAGGAUUGUGGUUAUGAACAAUGUGUUGCCAUGUUCUGUGCGGAUGCAUCAGAAGUACGAUCUGAAAGGCUCAACGUACAAACGCAGGGCCUCUAGGAGAGAGAGGGAAAAAGAUAUACCCACAUUCAAAGACUUGGACUUUAUACAGGACAUGCCAGAUGGUCUCUUUUUUGAUGCUGAAACCUACAAUGCAUUGAUCAAAACACUUCAGAGAGAUUGCCGGGUUUUGGAAAGUUUUAAAAUCAUGGACUAUAGCCUGUUGUUGGGAAUCCACAACUUGGAUGUAGCUGACAAAGAGAAAGAAAACGAGGUGGAGAACCUUCAGACUGCCCCAGACGGGAAGCGAGCAGUAGGGCAGAAGGUGUUGUAUUCCACUGCCUUGGAAUCUAUACAGGGUGUUACAAAAUCAGGGGAAUCUGUCGGAACAGAUGAAACAAUGGGUGGCAUACCGGCCAAAAAUAGUAAAGGGGAGCGGGUCCUCCUUUACAUGGCCAUCAUCGAUAUUCUACAGUCCUACAGGUUCAUCAAGAAGCUGGAACACUCCUGGAAAGCUCUCGUGUACGAUGGGGAUUCUGUGUCAGUCCAUAGGCCGGGAUUCUACGCUGAUCGCUUUCUGAAGUUUAUGAGCAGCAGAGUGUUUAAAAAGACAUUGUCCUUGCGAUCGUCUCCUUCGAAGAAAGCUCGAAAUUCCAUUCCGGUUGUUAAAUACAUAGGGCAGGAAGUUCCAGCCUCUGGACUCAUACAGGACGUGACUGAGGGGAAGAGUGAGAUGCUGUUGGGAACGAGGAGCUAUUGUAGUCUUGACGAGGAAGCAAUGGGAUAUCGUAGACGCAGACCUGAUAUCUUACCCAGCACCACGUCUUUAUUUGAAGCAACCUCCUUAGCGACAACACUUUCCUCCACGUCACUAUUUCUGAAUGAACCGACGCCAUCCGAAGGAACAGCAAACUCUUCGAACAAGGAAGGAAAUCCAACUAGCUCUACUGUGACUUUGGAAGACAGUGCAAUCUGCUUAACAUUGGAGAAAAGUACACUGGAAAUAGAAAAUGAUGAUGAUUCUGAAUUUGACAUUCGUUUGUAAAUCGACAGGAUGAAUUUGCUGGACAGAUGUCAGCUGGGGCAGAGAAUAAACCCAGCCUAAACAUUCCUUCACCACCUGGAAAGAUGCUCUCUUCACUCCGGCUAAUUGAUGAAUUAAAACACAAGUCCCGUUUAUUAAACAGAGGAUUGUAUAAACUCAGUUAUGUGCCAUGGACCUUGUUGACUGACAUUGAGCAGGCCAGGAUUCAAAAAGAACACUUCACACUUCAGCACCAUGUAUUUGUUGUUUGCUGUACAAAUAGCUCUUUAUUUUUUCCUCAUUUAUGUGAUUCCUCUUGAUCAUCUGAAAAAAAAUGUUUGGCAUUUUUACUGGUUCUGAAAUUCUACCAGAUUUAUAUUUUGUUACUUUGCUGGUUUUGAUUGCAUACAUUUCAGUAUCUGGCAGUUUUAAAAGAAAAAGAUUUUUCAGAUGCCAAAAACACUUGUGCCUGAAGCGUGGGUGUUAACUUUUCUAUUUUGUUAAAUUUCCUAAGAUGCAGUCUUUUAACCAGCCUAUGGAUAAAAAUUGUCUACUUUGUACUUGCAUUGAAUUGCAAUGUUUGCACAUGACUACAUUAACAGAUAUUCUAGAAAUUCUAGUUUCGCUUACCUGUCAGUUUAAAAAAAAGUUUACAGAAAUGUAUACACAUCAUCUCAAUGUCUAUUUUAAAUAUGACAAAGAGUCUAUUUUAAUGAACUCUUUCUGGGAGGUCUUAAAGAUCUCUGUAAAUAGGUAUCUUUAAAAUUGUAAGAAGUUUGCUUGAGAUGCUUCCUGCAAUGUAAUGUUCACUUAACAAAACUUGUGUACAGGAAUAAUUUGUCAAAUUUAUGUUCUUCUGAGUUGUAUAAUAAUUGAAUGGCCUGCUGAAAUUUAUGCUGCAUUAUAUGUAUGUAAAUUGUAUAGGACUUGAGUUUUGCUGCCAUUCUGAAUCAUUGUAAAUCUUUUUCCAAGCAAUCAUGUUCAGAUUAUUUAAAUGUUACAUUAUUGUUGAGCAUCUAUUUAUUGAAAUUAGUCUUGCUGCAGCCAUUUUUCUGGUAAUGGGAGAUCCUUGGCAUCCCCUGGUGGAUGUGGUUUAGCACUGCACAACCUGGAGGGCAAACUGAACAUCAGUUUCAUUGGCCAAUGUUUUGAAUCAAAUAGAAAGCACUUAGAAAGAAACCACCAGCAGAGAAUGAAUAAAAAAAAGUUUAACUUG
This is a messenger RNA of Pristis pectinata (smalltooth sawfish), 3942 nucleotides long. It is a transcript of the gene pip5k1ba, whose product is annotated as phosphatidylinositol-4-phosphate 5-kinase, type I, beta a. The transcript has 15 exons. Gene Ontology annotation, biological process: phosphatidylinositol metabolic process. The record is from RefSeq and is a predicted model, not a curated record. NCBI's taxonomy places the organism in Eukaryota, Metazoa, Chordata, Chondrichthyes, Rhinopristiformes, Pristidae. The coding region runs from base 1098 to 2747 and encodes 549 amino acids. Gene Ontology annotation, molecular function: phosphatidylinositol kinase activity.